Molecule: messenger RNA, 3992 nt
Organism: Rattus norvegicus (Norway rat)
Lineage: Eukaryota; Metazoa; Chordata; Mammalia; Rodentia; Muridae
Source: RefSeq, a predicted model, not a curated record
GGUGCACCGCCCGCGGGAGACAAAGAAUGGGUCUGGCUGGCUGGGAGGCUGCUCUGGUUCCUUGAGGACGCCAAGGUGUCCCGCCGUACCUGUGGAUUCGGCUGCGCUAGCCUUGAGCGUUUCAAUGAACUCAGGGAGGGAAGGUAGUUGGUACCCGGACUCCCGGCUGUUGUCGCCGCUGAAGAUGCCUGCUUUGUGCAUCCACCGUGGUUACAUAGGAUUAACUGGGGUUCCAGCUUUAACUCUGAAGGAAGAGCUUCCUAGGAAAUUGGGCCCUUGAAGGUGGCGGGCUCCAGGGCCCGCCUUUGCCAAAGUCGGCGUGCUUCGCGUGGUUUGAUGUUAAGGUGUGCGCUCUUGUGGCCUUUGGUUUAAGAAGCAACGCUGUUGUAAACUCAGGCAAGACAGAGUGCAUACCCACAUCUACCCAGUGUUGGGGUGAGGCAGAGGCUGAAACCCAGGGACUUGCAAAAAGAGACGUUGGACAGUAUUUUAAUGGCAUAGCAUCCCACCAUGCGACAGGUGCCACGUGGGCCGCACAUCUGCCUUGCUCUCCCUGAGAAUUUCGGUGUAAAGAUAUUUUAGAUUACAAUGGGAAAGGUCAGGUUAGACUUUUUCGUUUAUGCACAUUCCUGACUGUGUGUUUGUGUGCACGUGUGCGUGUGCAUGUGUGGCGGAUGAGCCCUGUUUCAAACGAACUUACUCAAACCCUUCCUGCCGGACUGCUUCAGAAGAUUCUGGGACUCUCUGGCACCUUGGAUUCUCCUUCCGUGCGGUUUUAAAGUGGGCUUUCCCAUGAACAUUUAAAGAAGGACCUCUGGAUCUUCAGCUGUUUCCACGGAUUGCCUGUGGAUGUUGCCUGGAGGGCUAUAUGGGUCACCCUCUGUUCUUUACAAGCACUCCUCCAGGGAAAGCGUUUAAUUUAACUUGGAUAUCAACUGAUUUCAAGACAAUCUUGGAGUGGCAACCGAAACCCACCAACUAUACCUACACUGUUCAGAUAAGCGAUAGAUCUAGAAACUGGAAAUACAAAUGCACUGGAACCACAGACACUGAGUGUGACCUCACCGACGAGAUUGUGAAGGAUGUGAACUGGACCUAUGAAGCAAGGGUCCUAUCUGUCCCAUGGAGGAACUCAACUCAUGGAAAGGAAACACUCUUUGGAACUCAUGGGGAGGAACCGCCAUUUACAAAUGCCCGGAAGUUUUUACCUUACCGAGACACAAAAAUUGGACAGCCAGUAAUUCAGAAGUAUGAACAAGACGGUACGAAACUGAAGGUGACUGUAAAAGACUCAUUUACAUUAGUCAGAAAGAAUGGUACAUUCCUCACUCUGCGGCAAGUUUUUGGCAAUGACUUGGGUUAUAUUCUUACGUAUCGGAAAGACUCAAGCACAGGAAGGAAAACAAACACUACACAUACCAAUGAAUUCUUGAUUGAUGUGGAAAAGGGGGUAAGCUACUGCUUCUUCGUACAAGCCGUGAUUUUCUCCAGGAAAACUAACCACAAGAGCCCAGAAAGCAUCACCAAGUGCACUGAGCAAUGGAAGAGUGUCCUGGGAGGUGAGUGGCCAUGGCCGUCAGUGCACUGGGAGGCUCGGCUGCCCCCACAUCGGAGCCAACAUGUACCUCUUUGGUUCAAACAUUCAGAAAUGAGCUUAGGGUGUCUUAGGGUUUCUUUUGGGGGUUCUGCGUUCUCUUCGGGGGACAUUUAGGAAUGAUUCCACAUGGUUCCCUUGGUCAGCAAGCACUUCCCUGGGCACUCGCUAUGGGCCAGAGUUUAUGGGGUACUGGGCUUGCAGAUUGCACUAGGACUUGAGUACCUAAGGAUCAAGUCACAGCCUUCUCUGCCCGUUUUUCCUACUGGCAUUCUGAUCUGAGGGGUGCAGGUUGCAGGGGAAUAGUUGUUUUUGGACCACCUCAUUUCUGGACAUGAUAGAUAUUUAAGUGCACCUACUAUGGACUGUGGCUACAGGGGCUAUGUGUGUACACAUGAACGCACUCUCUGGGUAUUCAGCGUUGUGACUAAAAGCCUGUAAAGAUCCCUCCGGUCCCCACAGAGAGGGGCUCUAAGUGCUGUCAGAGGAGACGAGUCAGAGGACAGUAGCUGUGCCCUGGCUCUGUUUAAGUUUCAAGUCAUUAUGCCAAGUAGGCCAGACUCAGGAAGACAAAAACCACAUCUUUCUCUUAUAUGUGGAGGGCUAGAUUUAAAUUUAUAUUCAUGUAUGUAUUUUUAUGUGUAUGUGGUGGGGUCAUGAAACUAGAGAGGAGACCAUGAGAGAAAAGGUAGAAAUAUAAAGGGGGAGGGGAGUUAAUAAAAUAGGUGUGCUGAGUGGGGGAGGGGCCAUCUAGGGAAAAAAACUGGAAGGAGACAAAGGCGCAUGAGAUAAAUGAGAAAGUAUAAUUACACGUUACUGCUGAAAACGCCAUAAUUAAACCCAUGACUUUGUAUGCUGCCCUAAAAACAAUCUUAACAGUGCAACAAUACGCUUACAUAUUCUGCCCUCUUGUGGCCAUUAACAGGAACUUCUUCCAUUGGCGCUCAUACCACUCUGGGGCAGCUCCUGAGCCACAAGCCUCAAGAUUCCCUUUCCUAAGCCCUACUCUAACUCUGAUGCCUCAGGCUCUGCCUCUGUUUCCCUUCCUCAGCUCCAUUAAAACAGAUCCUCUGGGGGUGCUUACUAGCCCAGCCAACUGCUGUCUCUUCAUCUCCGCCAUCAUCCCUGUGGCUCCCCUUCUUUGUCCUUCCCAUUUAUCUUCUGCUAUACUCUCUGCCACCAAACUCAGGGUCGUUUGUGGACUACACGUGUUCUCACAUCCAAUCCCCGAGGCUUCUCUAGUCUAGGAACCUAGGUAGCUCCUUUAAUGCUAUAGUCACUCUCGAUUUCUCUCAAGCAUACGAGGUCAGGUAAAUUCUUAAUCUAAGAACGACAAAAGGGUAGAAGAAAUAAGUGUCAAGUUUCAAAAAAGCAGGGCGGUAUACUUUGGGGUCAUGCCCACUGGGAAGUGAGUUUGGGGCCUCCGAGUUUAUGUUUUUAUAUUUAUUUUUUGUUUAUUUGUUUGUGUUUGCUUUUCAGAAACACUCAUCAUUGUGGGAGCAGUGGUGUUCCUGGUCACUGUCUUUAUCAUCCUGCUGACCAUAUCUCUGUGCAAGCGCAGAAAGAACAGAGCAGGACAGAAAAGGAAGAACACCCCGUCGCGCUUGGCAUAGACGAGGAGGCUGACGCUGCUGACUGUCACACUGCCCACACGGCACUGUUACCGAGACCUCUGCUGGGAACUGUGGAGUUUGCUCCUAGCUCAGAAAGACUCCCUUCAUGGCCUGUCAUUCCAGCUAAUGCUUUGAUUCCAACACUAGCAUCUGUCACUUUAGGACAUACUGAACGGUACAAAUUGAUCAACACUACAGCACCUUUUGCACAAAGCUUAAGAUUGUGUAUUCUACACGCGGGAAGACACUAGGUUGCCCAGGCAAAGCCAGUGGUCAGAUGCCUUUCCUAUAACCUGGGUGGGCUUUUGGAGAACCUUUGAGGAGUGAUGCCAUAGGCUCUAGAACAGGAAAGUGGGAUUUGGGUGGACUUUUCCAACAGUUGUACUUUCGUAAAUCGGUAUUUGGGUUUUGUUUUUCCUUCUACUAGGUACUUUUGGAAGUUCAAAGUAACUGGCAAACUGUCAUAUGUUAAAUGCAGGAUAUUUCUGCUUGGGACAUCCUUGUGAUUUGUACUUUAUUACAACUUAGCACUUUAACUGACAAUGAUGGGGAUUGAACAUUGGACAACCAACUCUAUUUUUAUAAGACUACCAUACAGAAGAACUACAUAUAGUUUUAUGAUCUAAGGUACUUAAAGUGUUUGUGGUUAACAUUGUGUAUAUUUAUAUGAGUUUUAAAGGUUUUGUAUAUGGGAUUUUCUAUUUAUAUAUCUCCUAUUUGUAUAUAUUGAGAUAAUUUAUUUAAUAUACUUUUAUAUAAAUAAAGGUGAUUGGGAAUUGAGGCGA